Molecule: messenger RNA, 5145 nt
Organism: Sphenostylis stenocarpa
Lineage: Eukaryota; Viridiplantae; Streptophyta; Magnoliopsida; Fabales; Fabaceae
Source: the annotation of a GenBank genome assembly
AUGUCGUCCAUGAAUAGGCAACCUUCGAAAAAAUCAAUACGUAACAAUGGAGGAUCAGCAGCUUCUGGUUCCCAAGGAGGAAGUAAUGGCGGAGCAAGUGUUAAGUUUGCGAAAAGAACUUCAAGUGGGAGAUACGUGAGUCUGUCAAAAGAGGACAUUGACAUGUCCUCGGACUUAUCAGGGGAUUAUAUGAACUACACUGUUCAUAUACCCCCCACUCCAGAUAAUCAACCCAUGGACACAUCUGUUGCAAUGAAAGCUGAAGAACAGUAUGUUUCUAAUUCUUUAUUUACCGGGGGAUUCAACAGCGUAACCAGAGCGCAUUUAAUGGAUAAGGUGAUCGAUUCUGAAGUAACUCAUCCUCAAAUGGCAGGCUCCAAAGGCUCUGCAUGUUCAAUUUGUGAUGGCAGGGUCAUGAGGGAUGAGAGGGGACAUGAUGUCACUCCAUGUGAGUGCAGGUUCAAGAUUUGUAGAGAUUGCUUUAUAGAUGCACAAAAAGAAACUGGUUUGUGUCCUGGUUGCAAGGAGCCGUAUAAAGUGGGGGAAUAUGAGGAAGACCUCCAGGAGUAUCCUACCAAUGGGGCAUUGCCAUUACCAGCACCAAAUGGUUCCAAACGUAAUCAAAACAUGUCAGUUAUGAAGAGAAACCAAAACGGAGAAUUUGACCAUAACAAGUGGUUGUUCGAGUCUCAAGGUACCUACGGAGUUGGUAAUGCGUAUUGGCCCCAAGAUGAUGAUGAUGAUGGUGAAGAGGCCUUAAAGACAGGAAUGCUUGAUCAGGAGAAGCCGUGGAAGCCUUUGAGCCGGAUAACGCCAAUUCCAUCAGGCAUCAUUACUCCUUACAGGUUUAUUAUUGCUGUUCGAUUAGUAGUAUUGGUGUUCUUUUUACGCUGGAGAGUGAUGCAUCCAAAUAAUGAUGCAAUAUGGUUGUGGCUUAUGUCAGUCACUUGCGAGAUAUGGUUUGGUUUCUCAUGGAUUCUAGAUCAAGUUCCCAAGCUUUGCCCUAUUAAUCGUUCCACUGAUCUUGAUGUCCUUCAUGAUAAAUUUGAUAGUCCAUCCCCGUCAAAUCCCACAGGGCGAUCCGAUCUACCUGGUCUGGACCUCUUUGUGUCCACUGCUGAUCCUGAGAAGGAGCCACCUCUUGUCACUGCUAAUACCAUUCUUUCCAUAUUAUCGGUUGAUUACCCUGUUGAGAAGCUCGCAUGUUACAUUUCUGAUGAUGGAGGUGCUCUCUUGACUUUUGAAGCCAUGGCUGAGGCUGCUAGCUUUGCGGAUUUAUGGGUUCCAUUUUGUCGAAAACACAAAAUUGAGCCGAGAAAUCCAGAUACUUACUUCAGCUUGAAAGUUGAUCCCACCAAGAACAAAAGCAGAACGGAUUUUGUGAAGGACAGAAGGAGGGUGAAGAGGGAGUACGACGAGUUCAAGGUACGCAUAAAUGGCCUUCCAGAUUCCAUCAGGAGAAGAUCUGAUGCAUUUAAUGCGAGAGAGGAGAUGAAGAUGAUAAAGCAUAUGAAGGAGAGUGGGGCUGACCCUACUGACACUGUCAAAGUGUUGAAGGCGACAUGGAUGGCAGAUGGCACCCACUGGCCUGGUACUUGGGCUAGUCCUUCUAGUGAACAUUCUAAAGGUGAUCAUGCUGGAAUACUUCAGGUAAUGUUAAAGCCACCAAGUCCGGAUCCGCUAUUGGGAAGUGCAGAUGACAAAAUUAUAGACUUCACAGAAGUAGAUACGAGGCUGCCAAUGUUUGUAUAUGUUUCUCGAGAGAAACGACCUGGUUAUGAUCACAACAAGAAAGCAGGUGCCAUGAACGCAUUAGUUCGAGCUUCUGCAAUUUUGUCGAACGGACCAUUCAUUCUCAACCUUGACUGUGACCAUUAUAUCUACAAUUGCAAGGCAGUGAGAGAAGGUAUGUGCUUCAUGAUGGACAGAGGUGGCGAGGACAUAUGCUACAUCCAGUUCCCUCAGAGAUUCGAAGGCAUCGACCCCUCAGAUCGCUACGCCAAUCACAACACGGUGUUCUUCGACGGAAACAUGCGAGCCCUUGAUGGUGUUCAAGGUCCAGUGUACGUGGGGACCGGAUGCAUGUUCAGGAGGUUUGCUCUGUACGGAUUCGACCCUCCUCCGGUGGACAAAGUGGAGGAAAAGAAAGAGGUUAAGAAGGGUGAAGAGUCUGAACCACCGACCGUGAAUGCUAGCGAGUUUGAUCCAAAUCUUGACGUGAACUUAUUGCCUAAGCGCUUUGGUAAUUCAACCAUGUUGUCUGAGAGCAUUCCUGUCGCAGAGUUCCAGGGUCGUCCUUUGGCGGAUCACCCUGCCAUCAAGUAUGGACGUCCACCUGGUGUUCUUAGGGCCCCUCGCGACCCCCUUGAUGCUAGUACUGUAGCUGAAGCCGUAUCUGUCAUUUCUUGCUGGUAUGAGGACAAGACAGAGUGGGGAGACAGAGUGGGGUGGAUUUACGGGUCUGUGACAGAAGAUGUGGUCACAGGCUACCGCAUGCACAACCGUGGAUGGCGUUCUGUGUACUGCAUAACGAAGCGAGAUGCAUUUCGAGGAUCAGCACCGAUUAACCUCACUGAUCGACUGCACCAGGUGCUGAGAUGGGCCACGGGCUCUGUCGAAAUAUUCUUCUCGAAGAACAACGCCUUCCUAGCCAGUAGGCGCCUCAAGUUUCUCCAACGUCUGGCAUACCUCAACGUUGGCAUCUACCCCUUCACCUCCAUCUUCCUCGUCGUCUAUUGCUUCCUCCCCGCACUCUCUCUAUUCUCAGGGUUCUUCAUUGUCCAAACUCUCAGCAUCGCCUUCUUAAUCUACCUGCUCCUCAUCACCGUAUGCUUGGUGGCCUUGGCCAUUCUUGAGGUUAGAUGGUCUGGUGUAGAGCUAGAGCAGUGGUGGAGAAACGAACAGUUUUGGCUCAUUUCUGGAACCAGUGCUCACUUGGCUGCUGUGGUGCAAGGACUCCUUAAGGUCAUUGCAGGGAUUGAGAUUUCCUUCACCUUGACGACCAAGUCAGGAUCGGACGACGAAGAGGACAUAUACGCCGAUUUGUACCUAGUAAAGUGGAGCUCCUUGAUGGUUCCGCCCAUUGUGAUUGCUAUGAUGAACAUCAUCGGCAUUGCAGUGUCCUUUUCCAGAACCAUUUACAGUGCAAACCCGCAAUGGAGCAAGUUCAUCGGAGGAGCAUUCUUCAGUUUCUGGGUGCUUGCCCAUUUGUACCCUUUUGCAAAAGGGUUGAUGGGGAGGAGAGGCAAGACACCCACCAUUGUGUUUGUGUGGUCUGGUCUCAUUGCAAUCACUCUCUCUUUGCUUUGGGUUGCCAUCAACCCUCCCCAAGGUGGCGAUGGACAAGGCAUAGUAUGGCCCCACUUGUUGCCUACUAGUAUGCCACUUCAUCUUUUGGAGCAUCUGGAUUUUGUUAUAGGGAGUCUAGCUUCCUUGGAUCACCACAAAGAAAUUGUUGCGAGAAUCAACAAUCAACAGUCUGGGAUUAUCGUAAAUCAUGACAAAUAUGCUAUUAGUGAUCUGUUGAACUCUGGCUUUUUGUUUAUGGCAUUGUUGCAACAAACUCUAGCAUUGUUCAGCUCUGAAGAACUUGUGGGGACGAUAUUGAUUGACUUGGUGCAACCAAUUAUGUCAUCCAACAGUUCUUUGAAAGGGGAAUUGACAAAGAAGACGCCACUUUUGGGGUUGAGACGAUGGGUUUUGAUUGGGAUAGGUGUUGGUGCAUUUAUAGUACUGAUUCUUUGUAUAUUAUCGAUAUGGGUGAUGUUUCGGAGAAAGACUAGGAGAUCUCUGGACAAGUAUGCUACAUCCCAAAUACCAAAUGUCUCAAAAGAUAUCGAUGUUGACAAGGUUGGGGUGCAGAAUUCUCAUGUUCAACCAGAAAAUGUGCUUAUACCUGUUCAUGACAAGACAAGUGAAAAGAAUUCAGAUAAUGUAUCAGUUCAUUUGGGAAACAGCAAAUCUGGUGAUCCUGAUAGUAUCAGUCAGUGCAGCUCAAUUUAUCAUCAUGAGAGAGGAUUUAGUUCAAUGUCGGCUGAAGAAGGAAGCUCUGGGAAUGUUAAGAAACAAUAUACAUUGCCACAUGGAGGACUGCCCACUGCCUCUCCAUUAGUUGGCUUGCCUGAAUUUUCUCAUCUUGGGUGGGGCCACUGGUUUACACUUAGAGAUCUGGAAAUGGCAACCAAACGAUUCUCAACUGAGAACAUUAUUGGUGAGGGUGGAUAUGGGGUUGUUUACAAGGGAAGACUAAUUAAUGGAAUUGAGGUGGCAGUGAAGAAGCUUCUGAACAACUUGGGACAAGCUGAGAAAGAAUUCAGGGUUGAAGUGGAGGCUAUAGGACAUGUUAGACAUAAGCAUCUUGUACGCCUUCUUGGAUAUUGUGUAGAGGGAGUUCAUAGGCUGCUUGUGUAUGAAUAUGUGAACAAUGGUAACUUAGAACAGUGGUUACAUGGAGACAUGCAACAACAUGGGACACUUACCUGGGAGGCCCGCAUGAAAGUCAUACUUGGCACAGCCAAAGCGCUUGCUUAUCUACACGAAGCAAUAGAACCAAAAGUUAUUCACCGAGAUAUAAAGUCUAGCAACAUAUUGAUUGAUGAUGAAUUCAAUGCAAAGGUUUCUGAUUUUGGUUUGGCCAAACUUUUGGAUUCAGGAGAAAGUCACAUAAGCACAAGAGUAAUGGGAACGUUUGGUUAUGUGGCGCCAGAAUAUGCUAACAGUGGUUUGUUAAAUGAAAAGAGUGACAUUUACAGCUUUGGUGUCCUCUUGCUGGAAGCAGUUACUGGAAGGGACCCUGUAGACUAUGCACGUCCUGCCAACGAGGUUAAUCUAGUUGAAUGGCUCAAAAUGAUGGUAGGGACAAGGAGGGCUGAAGAAGUAGUGGACUCAAGCCUUGAAGUUAAACCACCGUUACGUGCUUUGAAGCGCACUCUUUUGGUUGCACUUAGGUGUAUUGAUCCUGAUGCUGACAAGAGACCCAAAAUGAGUCAAGUUGUGAGGAUGCUUGAAGCUGACGAAUAUCCAUAUCGAGAGGAUAGAAGAAAUAGAAAGAGUGGCACUGUCAGCAUGGAAAUUGAAACUACGAAGGAAUUGUCUGGACCAUCUGAUGCUGAAAAGAUGGGGCAUGCUGAAACAACUCAAGGAUAG